Messenger RNA from Lagopus muta (rock ptarmigan), 639 nucleotides. It is a transcript of the gene SEC61G, whose product is annotated as SEC61 translocon subunit gamma. Gene Ontology annotation, biological process: protein targeting; post-translational protein targeting to membrane, translocation. Gene Ontology annotation, cellular component: membrane; Ssh1 translocon complex. The transcript has 4 exons. Bases 313 to 540 code for a protein of 75 amino acids. Gene Ontology annotation, molecular function: transmembrane protein transporter activity. The record is from RefSeq and is a predicted model, not a curated record. Lineage: Eukaryota; Metazoa; Chordata; Aves; Galliformes; Phasianidae.
CUCUGAGCGGCGGGGGAAGCUGCUGCUGGGGGAAGGGUGCUCGGGUGCUGCUUUUCUGUGCUCCUCUGUGGGGAUCUGAGCGAGGUGGGGGCCGAGGUUUUGUCUCGGAGGCCGCCGUGCCGGGCGCGGCCGUCUACCGUCGCGCACUGCCGCGCUGGAGGCUCCCGAAGCUUGGAGCGCUCCGUUACGGAGCGUGGCCGCAGCUGGGCCGGGGGUGCUGGGUGAGCUCUGAGCUGCUGUCAGAGAGACCACUAUCGUCGAGCGCAACGCCAGCGGGACUGCAGCCCUGCUGGUAGCAGCGGCUGCGAGCAGAUGCUUACUCUGAGGGCAGCCAUGGAUCAGGUAAUGCAAUUUGUGGAACCCAGCCGUCAGUUUGUAAAAGACUCCAUACGACUGGUUAAAAGGUGCACUAAACCUGACAGGAAAGAAUUCCAGAAGAUUGCAAUGGCAACAGCAAUAGGCUUUGCAAUAAUGGGAUUUAUUGGCUUCUUUGUCAAGUUGAUCCAUAUCCCAAUCAACAACAUUAUUGUAGGCGGCUGACUGCUCAUCAUGAAGAAUGAUACAUCGUGACAUUUGCUGCAAAAAUUUCACGAGUGUGUAACUUGUUUGCUAUUAAACAGUUUUGGGUUUGCAAACUCA